GAUAGAUGAGAAUUUACACUGAAUAAGUGAUCUCAAAGUACGAAUGUUUUAUUACCAAAUGCUUAUGUUUAGUGGUUUUAGGUGAAGCGUGUGGAAAACAUCAACUUAACGGAUCAGUCAUAUAUCACGAUUUCAGAUCUCCUGCAGCAAGCAGCCCCUUCGUCUAACUACAGUGCGAGCAUGGACAUGCAAGUACAUCAAGAGUUCACAAAAUGGGCCGUAAAUCAAGGCGUCGUUAUCAAUGACGUUUCGCCUUUCCGGUUUCCAGAAAAGGGCCUGGGACUAGUCGCGAACAAGAACUUCGAGACAGGUGAUAUUCUGGUGCAAGUUCCCAUAAAGGUGCUCCGUAAAGCUACAGAUGUGCCUUCUCAGUUUGCAGCGCUGGCACCUGAUAUAGCUGUUCAUGCUCUUUUCGCUCUAUCUCUGGACUCGCUGCUCGGGCCGGAAUGGAUAGCUACCCUCCCUUCCAAACAGGAUAUGCAUAGCUCCAUGCCCUUGUUCUGGGAUAUCUCAUUACAAGAGCUUCUUCCGUACUCAUCCCGAGCUCUCCUCAUGACGCAAAUGGAGAACAUUACUUCUGCUUGGACAGCCAUCUGCAAAACAUUUCCUGAACCCCCCAUAACCUACGAUGAAUUCAUAUACAACUAUAGUAUUGUCAACAGUAGGACAUUCUACUACCUUUCACCGACUAUCAAACCAUCCAAGCCACAACCAUCAAAAGAGAAUCGUCUUGCGUUGAAUCCCUUCGCAGACUACAUAAACCAUAGCUCAGAACCCACCGUUGAUGCAACUUUGAGUCGCGCUGGUUACACACUCACGGCCUCGCAACCCAUAAAACAGGGCUCCGAAGUGCACAUUUCAUACGGAAGCCACAACAACGAUUUUCUCCUCGUCGAGUAUGGCUUUAUAUUAGAAGACAACCGGUGGGACGAGGUAACUCUGGAUCCAUGGAUAACACCAUUGCUGAGUGUGGAGCAAAAAGAGCACCUCGAAGAGACGGGAUUUCUCGGUAAAUACCUCCUAGAUCGAGACACCAUUUGUUAUCGCACGCAAGUAGUCCUCAGGAUUCUAUGUCUACCGAUAGGUAGAUGGAGAAGAUUCGUACAGGGAUCUGAGGAUGAAGAGGUGUCUGAGGAGGAUGCGGGCAAAGUUCUAUUGAAAGUACUAAUGGCUGGGAAGGUGGAGAUCGUGGAAACAAUCAAGAAGGUAGAAGAAAGCCAGGCAGGGCUUGAGGGUCAAAGAGAGACGUUGAGCAGACGCUCGAAUCAAAUUGUUUUGUUGUUAAAUCGAGCGUUACAUCGAAUUAGAUGCUGAACUUCACAAAUUUCACCUUGCUUUGUGUGAUGGACUUCUUGAGAUGUCCCUUCAAAGCCACCAAACCAUGGCAUGAGGCUCUCACUGCUCUAUUGACAUUCAGUCAAGCAAUGCGCCAUCUUGUGUCUUGCAAUACACUUUGGACGUCUUGGAAGAGCA
Botrytis cinerea B05.10 is the source of this 1473-nucleotide messenger RNA. It is a transcript of the gene Bcrkm2, whose product is annotated as Bcrkm2. Gene Ontology annotation, biological process: peptidyl-lysine monomethylation. The transcript is spliced from 3 exons. The record is from RefSeq and is a predicted model, not a curated record. Gene Ontology annotation, molecular function: protein-lysine N-methyltransferase activity; protein binding. Lineage: Eukaryota; Fungi; Ascomycota; Leotiomycetes; Helotiales; Sclerotiniaceae. Bases 181 to 1314 code for a protein of 377 amino acids.